Microtus ochrogaster (prairie vole) is the source of this 2725-nucleotide messenger RNA. It is a transcript of the gene Lrrtm1, whose product is annotated as leucine rich repeat transmembrane neuronal 1. Gene Ontology annotation, molecular function: protein binding. Lineage: Eukaryota; Metazoa; Chordata; Mammalia; Rodentia; Cricetidae. The record is from RefSeq and is a predicted model, not a curated record.
CAAGAAAGAAAAAAGCUGAGAGUGUUUUUCGUUUCAUCAAAGAACAUAUAUUACUUUAGCGGUUUGGUUAAAAAAAAAUGUUGGUUUUCUGCCCACCCCUUUUCAAUCUGCCGGUGUCGGAGGUACUCGGAGAAGACGCACAAUCGCGAGCAGCUUACGACACUCAGUGAGCAGUCGGUGCCGGUGCAGGCUCGCGCACACUCCUCGGCGGAGGGAAGGAGUCGAGCGCUGCUCUGCGCUCCGCAAAGCAUGAACCGGCCAGGUUUCCGCAGCUGCCUAGGACACGAAUGGCAGGCGUUCUCCAACCGGGACACCAAGGUGGCUACGAUCCGAGGUGGUCAUUGCCGAUGACAUUCUUCAGAUUGUCAAAUUUUGGGGAGUCUCGAGCCCCGAGUUUGGAGUUGAUUUUUUUCUCUCACUCCCCCACCACGUCACAAUCUCAACUGCAGAGGAAAAAAAGGGGGACCGAGGCAGGAAGGCGAGAAGCCCAGGCUCCCGGCACGUAGUUGGGAAACUUGCGGGUCCUAGAAGUCGCCUCCUCGCCUCGCAGACCGCCCCUGCAGCCCCGGAGCGCAGCAGCAAAGUGAGACAUUGUGCGUCUGCCAGAUCCUCGGGCCGCGGAGCAGGGCUGCCUCGGGAAACACAGAGGGGUCUUCUCUCGCCCUGCAUAUAAUUAGCCUACACACAAAGGGAGCAGCUGAAUGGAGGUUGUCACUCGCUGGAAAAGGGUGGAUUUCUGACCCAGCGCUUCCAAUGGACAUUCUCCAGUCUCUCUGGAAAGAUUCUCGCUAAUGGAUUUCCUGCUACUCGGCCUCUGUCUACACUGGCUGCUGAGGAGGCCCUCGGGGGUGGUCUUGUGUCUGCUGGGGGCCUGCUUUCAGAUGCUGCCCGCCGCCCCCAGCGGAUGCCCGGGGCAGUGUCGGUGCGAGGGGCGACUGUUGUACUGCGAGGCGCUCAACCUGACCGAGGCGCCCCACAACCUGUCCGGCCUGCUGGGCUUGUCUCUGCGCUACAACAGCCUCUCGGAGCUGCGCGCCGGCCAGUUCACGGGGUUAAUGCAGCUCACGUGGCUGUAUUUGGAUCACAAUCACAUCUGCUCGGUGCAGGGGGACGCCUUUCAGAAACUGCGCCGAGUUAAGGAACUCACACUGAGUUCCAACCAGAUCACCCAACUGGCCAACACCACCUUUCGGCCCAUGCCCAACCUGCGCAGCGUGGACCUGUCCUACAAUAAGCUUCAGGCUCUGGCUCCGGAUCUCUUCCACGGGCUGCGGAAGCUCACCACGCUGCACAUGCGGGCCAAUGCCAUCCAGUUUGUGCCGGUACGCAUCUUCCAGGACUGCCGCAGCCUCAAGUUUCUAGACAUUGGAUACAAUCAGCUCAAGAGUCUGGCGCGCAACUCUUUCGCUGGCUUGUUCAAGCUCACGGAGCUGCACCUGGAGCAUAACGACUUGAUCAAGGUGAACUUCGCUCAUUUCCCGCGCCUCAUCUCUCUUAAUUCGCUCUGCCUGCGGCGGAAUAAGGUGGCCAUUGUGGUCAGCUCUCUGGACUGGGUUUGGAAUUUGGAAAAAAUGGACUUGUCGGGGAACGAGAUCGAAUACAUGGAGCCCCACGUGUUCGAGACCGUGCCAUACCUGCAGUCCUUACAGCUGGAUUCCAACCGCCUCACCUAUAUAGAGCCCCGUAUCCUCAACUCCUGGAAGUCUCUUACAAGCAUUACCCUGGCCGGGAACCUGUGGGACUGCGGGCGCAAUGUGUGUGCCCUGGCCUCCUGGCUCAGCAACUUCCAGGGGCGCUAUGAUGCUAACUUGCAGUGCGCCAGCCCCGAGUACGCACAGGGCGAGGACGUCUUGGAUGCUGUGUAUGCUUUCCACCUGUGCGAGGAUGGGGCCGAGCCUACCAGCGGCCACCUCCUGUCGGCUGUCACUAACCGCAGUGACCUAGCGCCCCCCGAGAGCUCGGCCACCACGCUGGUGGAAGGCGGGGAGGGGCUGCACGAUGGCACGUUUGAGCCCAUCACCGUGGCUCUCCCGGGCGGCGAGCACGCUGAGAACGCUGUGCAGAUCCACAAGGUGGUCACGGGCACGAUGGCUCUCAUCUUCUCCUUCCUCAUCGUGGUCCUAGUACUCUACGUAUCCUGGAAGUGUUUCCCAGCCAGCCUCAGGCAGCUCAGACAGUGCUUUGUCACGCAGCGCAGGAAGCAGAAGCAGAAACAGACCAUGCAUCAGAUGGCUGCUAUGUCUGCCCAGGAAUACUACGUUGAUUACAAACCCAACCACAUCGAAGGGGCCCUGGUGAUCAUCAACGAGUACGGUUCAUGUACCUGUCACCAGCAGCCUGCAAGGGAAUGCGAGGUGUAACUGGGCCCAGUGGCUCUCAACCCAUGCGCUACCAAAUACGUCUGGGCAGCCAGGAGGGCCGACAGGCACCAGGACGGACGGGUCUCCUCUGCACACUGAUGUGUUGACUGAAACUGUAUGGGGAUCUCUCCCAGAGACUUGACAUUUUAGCUUUAUGUGUCUUAAAAACAAAAAAAAAAAUAAAACACAACAAAAACCCCACCCCAUAAUCUUCAGGACAGUCUGUCUUAAAUUUCAUAUGAGAACUCCUUCCUCCCUUUGAAGAUCUGUCCAUAUUCAGGAAUCUGAGUGUUAAAAAAAGGUACCAAUCAUUGAUUUUUUUUUUGUAAACUAAAACGUUUAAAAUAAAAUAGCAUUUACAGUUU